GUGCGGUUAUCAAUAAUAGGUAUCGCUGGAGCUUUCCAAGUGGAUACUAAUGGCAUUUACAAGUCUUCAUUUUACGAAGUGAAAGAGCACGAUGAUUCUGGUAUCUUCCUAACCAAGUAUAAUGUCAUCACUGCUAAUGACACUUACGUCCACCUUCAUCGCACCUGGACAAACAACGACUACCAUCAUUUUGCGGACGGGAGUACUGUUAAAGGGGAACACAAGGUUAAGUCUCAGCACAGUGCUCACGUUCAUUUAAACGAUGGAAAAAUUGAACAAGUCCAACGUUCUAUGAAAGCCCUAUUUAGGUCUUCCAGUGGUCAUCCAAGAGCAGAAAACCACAAAGCCUUUGAAAAUCAGGAUAUCGAAAUAUCAGCGACAGGAUACAGCAAAAUGAAAUUACGACGUUGCUCCGAUGCAGUCCACCGUCGCUCCAAGCGCUCUACUCCGGUAAAUGAGCAUUUAGAUGUGGUAAAAUCGCUUAUUAAGGACACCAUUUUGUUUACCGACGCUGAUAAAAUAGACUGGUCAGAGAUAGGUGGCGAACAGAGGAAAGUGAGACCUAUGGCGGAAGUUUUGCGCUGUCUCAACAAAAAAGAUAUCAAAGAACGGGAAAUUGCACAUUGUUCAAGUGAGUUGCAUCACAUGGUUCUCAACGAUGAAGAUGUAUUUAAAUCAAUCAAGCACAUGGUUCGAAAUCGAGACCACCAGAACCUGACAGCUUGGAGCAUCUACGUUUCCGCUGUGGCGGCACAUGGCAAGUAUGAAGCCCAAAACGUUCUGGCUCAUGCGGUUAAGACACGCACCCCUAGACCACUAAAUGAAAAAGAAUUUGAAACACUCCUAGUAGCAAUCCAUUACUUGCCAAAUGGACCAUUACACACAACUCUGUUUGACGCUCUUUUGGCGCUGGCCUUUGAAGAUAAACAAGAGGACCAAUCUACUGCAACCGCAAUGCUAGUUUUAGCAGGGCUAACAGAAAGAGCAAAAAGAGCAGGUUACAAUGAGACCUUGAGUGAGAGUGUUGCGGAGAUGAUUCAUAAUAGAUACAAGAACAAGUCAAGCCUGUACCAUUCAGACAGCGUCGAUCAUGAAAUCCACUUAAGAGAUCAUAUAUGGGCGUUUGGAAACCUAGGCCAUCAUUCUGCACUUCCCUUUAUUUUAAAACACGUUGACCAUGAUGACUCUAGCAUCCGAUCAGCGGUGAUUUCAGCAAUGCGCAAAAUGCCUCACAAAUAUACGGACAAACAUCUCAUGAAAACGUUGUACCAGGAUGAAGAGCCUAACGUGAAGGCAGCAGUUGUUGACGUUUUUAUAGAUCGCCAUCAGAAUUUAAGUGACUCUAUAGUAAAAGGCUUGGAAUACGCAAUGUGGCAUGCAAACAAGGGCGAGACAUUAGAUUCAGCAAUACGCGAAUUCUUAGAAAAUCACGGUAAUCAUGAGAAAGCGGUUCACUUGCGCAAAAAACGUAAAAAAAUCCAUCGCCGCAAGCGUGCCUUGUUCCCGGUACUCCGCCCUCGAGAGUUUCAGUUAGGACGUGCGAAAGAUUGGAGAAUGGUGGUAGGAGGAGAGUGGCUGGGAGCUGAAGCUGCUGUUCAGUUUUCUAACAUGCUAAAACUGCGAGUUGGAAUUUUUGGCGGGAAAGCUGCAGUUGAGCUUGACAAUUCAGGGAUAGUACGAGGUCAUCUUCUCAAAUACGGGUUUGAAAUAGCAAAAGGUAGGGCUGCUUUCAGAGCCUCAGCCAGUUUUAAAAACGACUUUCCGAAAGACCUUAUACAUACUGUUGCAGAUGCAGCAGACGAUCUUCUUAGGCAGUUCGAUAGCAUUACAAACGUAGUCGUUGAAACAAUUGCCAAGUUUAGAAGAAAACUCCUUGGAUUCAUUCCACUGAACACCGAAAAGUUGACAGAUUUCUUACAAACCACAGACAUCUUUUUACAGAAUUUGAAUGUCCCACAAAAGAUAAUAAAAGGAGUACACAAGCUCAUCAGUUUCUCAAAAGAUGUAGAUGUCAAUAAAAAGAUAUGGAAGUCACUUACGGUAAAGAUUAAAAAAAUCGAGGAAAUUCGGACGAGGAUAACUGGAUUUGACACAGUUGUUAAUAAAGCCCUUGAGACUCUGAAGAGGAUGUUCAAAGUUGUUGAUGGCACUAGUAAGUACCUGCCAAAGCACUUACCUGCUGGCUUUAGCUUGAAGGAGCUUCUCCACACACUGAAAAACGUUUCUGGGUCUCAACAGAACUUCACGUUUAAGGAAUAUUUCGCUAAUUUAGGAGCGCAAGUUCCAGAUGGUUUCAAUUUACUACUACCAUUCAAGUUGUCUUCUUACUUCACUUCACUCAAUAAGCUUGAGCAAGUGUUAUUGACAAUACAAAGUCUCGGAAACAGUUACCUGAAUAUGUCAUCCUUAUUGGACUCGUUAAAAACCACAGUGUUACCUACUCUACAACUUCCUUUCGUGAAGUUGCGUUCGCCAAGAUUUCAAGGACAGGGAUUUAAUUUUGGCCUUAAUUUCAACUGGAAAUCUAGCUUAAUGUUUGACUUGAAGUUGAACUCUCCUCCGUUUAAGAAAAUCAUAUCUAUCCUAAGGAAUGUCAGUAGUUUUUUCCAGCAGUUCACGCAUGCAGAUUUUGAUCUCCCAAGGUUUUUCCAAGACAUUCUGCCAGGGGGGAAAAUGGACCUAAAACGUAACUUCUUAGAGCUCUACAAAGCACAACAAGCAAAUUCCAUUCAUCCACCAGAAGUUCUGCAAACGUUUAUGUCCAAAAUAAUAAAUUUACUGGAUUCUCAAGUUUCAAAUGUGUCAAAUCUCAGCGACACAGCAGAUUUCUUUCAAGAACUUGGACCUGCAAUGACCCAGUUUGCAAACACAAAUCUUGAAAAAACCUGCAGAAUCCAUGAAAUGGUCCGGGACCAGUCUCUAAAAUUUAGAGACUUUGGAAAAGAGAUCGCAGACGACUAUAUUUUUGUUCUCAAAGAAAUCAGCAACAAGACUGCAAAUGUUUUGAAAGAAUUUCUUACUUUUACAGUGCUGGUGGAGACCUUGAUAGAGGACAUCGAGCUAAACUAUUCUGCUUCUGCCAACGAUCUUAUCUCGGAUUCACUAAAAGAGCUUUCUGGUAAGAUGGGAAACAUUAAUAAUCUAACGGAUCACAUUUUAGAUUUCGCAAAUGGCACUUCCUCUAAAGUUGGCGGGUUGUGUAUCAAAACGGCAAAUUUCACAGCUGACGUCAUCGACGAAAUACAGUCUGGGGCUCGUCAUGUUUUUCAAAACUUUUCUUCCUUUAUCGGACCUGCAGCGGUAACUGUAAAGACUGUUGCAGCUAAGGUUAAGCUCACUGUUGCUAAAGUUAAAGACUGGUAUAAAGAAAAUCUGGAACAUCACGUAGGAAAGAUUUCCCGCGUUGCACAAAUUGUGUCUGAUUUUCUCUCAGUAUUGGGCAGAAAAAAAGGAUUCCUUAACACUGUUCAAGAAAUAGCCCAUGGCCUUAACGAAGUUCUUAAGCACCUAGGAAACUUUCCCCAAUAUAUGGACAAGGUGCGGGGAACCAUAGAUGAGGUGACAGAUUUCGCAAACCGAGCUCAGAAUUAUACAGAUGAAAUUCAGAAGCUUAGCAUUGGAAAACAGUUCGGAAUUGACUUCAAGGAACGGGUAAGAAAUUUGUGUGAAACAUUUCAGGCCAUCAGCGCCGAAGAAAUCAACGAACUCAAAAUCUCUAAUUUGAUGGACGAGGUUAGCUCAUUUUUCAACAAAGAAGUUAGCGCAUUCGUUACUAAAGCUUUAUCCAAGUUAAGAAACAUAAAAGGUUUCAUACGAAAGAUCCGAGAAGAACUUAAUGAUAUAACUGAUAUGGUAACAAAGAUGAUUGUUGUUCUAUCCGAUCUUAAGACCUUUAGCAAGUAUUUGUCGCCUUUACUGCUAAAAGCACUUCAGCUACCGGACUGUCAACAAAUGAAAAGGGUCAUUUUGGAUAACACUAAGCCGUGUGUUCAAAAAGCGCAAGUCAUUGGAAGCUCCUUUAUUGCCCAGUACAAAGACUUCAACAGAGAGCUAAUAGUCUUUGAUGAACUGAUAUCCGAAACAUGGAAGAACUUUAAGAUCCAGAAAUGUACAAAAAAAAGCACUUGCCUCUCUAAGGUCUUUAUUGAGCAAGGAAAGGUCAUUAAAAACAAAGUGAAAUCGUUAACGGCAAAACUUGAUGCAUCAAGAGGAUAUACUGAUUUGCUACAAACGUGCAAAGAAGGAGUAGACAACAUAACGGCGGUGAUAGAUAACGUAUGGCUGCUCACCGAACAAGUCCACAAUUUCUCUUUGAAAGAAGACGUUCAAAGAGUAAUUACAAUGCUGCAGAAGAUCACAGGACAAAAACCAGAAAAAAGGGAAUUAGCGCGUCGCAAGAGAACCACAGAAGCUGCGAAAUCCAAAAUUGAAAGACUAUCUGAUUACCUGAAAAAGGUCAAGGAAACGGAAGAAAAAGUCCAGAAUUUUCAAGAAAACAUUUUUCUGGUGCUGCGUAAUGUCUACGAUACUGAUGUACAUAGAAAUAUCCAGUUACUCAAAAGCACAAUUUCCAAGCUUAAGAAAUCGUACCAGCUAUGGCAAAACGCAAAAGCUCUAGAAAACCCCCUCACAGCGUUGGAUGUUGGUACUAAAAGCGCUCUGGCAUUUGCUGGAAAAUUUGAGAAAGUCGCUUCUCUCCUUUCGCUUCCAUCAAACAAAUUCCUGGCAAAAAUAGAGGAGAUUACAAAUGUAGUUAAACCUUUUCUUGACAAGAAUGUCGUAAGGGUCACAGAAGCAGUCAGAAAAGUAAAUGGGUUCGUAGACAAAGUCAGUGAUUUUUUAAACAAGAUUCAAACAAGGCAGAGAGGCUUAGACCCAAGCGCUUACAAACCUUGGCAAUAUUUCCCUUACUGCUCUAAAGACGUCUGCUUGCGACCAUUAAGAAGAUCUUCAUCUCUUUACCUGUCGACAAUUUUCACAUGGAAAUUUCCUCAUUUAGAUGAUCUUUCCUCUAUGCAAAAGGCUGGACGUUGGUUGACACCUGGUUUGUUUGAGGAUUAUAAAGUUGACGGAAUUUCUCAGCUAUCGAAAAACGAAAUGAUCCUUGGAAUGUAUGGGGUGGUGAGUAAUAGAGACAAAGCAUCCCUCCUCGUUGUAACAAAUUUUGAGCAAGGAGUGAAUAAAAUAAUUCAACUAUCCAGACAAGAACUUCCAUUCUCUGUGAAGAUCGGUGGACUUGCCAUUGCUAGGAAUUAUCUCUGGAUCGGUGAUAGUAGUACAAAUGAAAUCUUUUCAAUAAAAAAAUCUGCUGUUACAUCUACGUUUACUUCAGUUAAGCCUUCAUGGGUAGAAAUCUACAAGACCGUUUCUGUCGAAGGUUUUGUCGAGUCUCUGUCCUAUGACGAGCCAAGCAAUGUCUUGUGGGUAACGAGCAGCAAAGAUGGAAAGGCUUAUGGAUAUCAGCUGACAGUACACGGUGAUAUACUGGGCUCUAGUGCUCCAGAUCCCGACAGAGUGAUCGGCAUAGGAGAGAACGCUCAAGGGAUGACGAUUGUGAGACAGUUUGGUCACGAGUACGCAUGCAUCUCAAGGUGUGCAUUAAUUGCUGGGUUUCAGUGCAAGCUUGAGUUUCAUAACAUGGGCAAAGGAAAGCAAGUAGGAGAAAACACACUUGCACGAGUGGUUCGAACUCCUUCUGGCUUAGAAUCCGUUUCUAGAGUUGAUAACGAAGUCAUUGCUGUUGCGUUUUCAAGUGGCACUUUUGCUGAGAAAGAGAAUGUAGAGCUUUCAGGAGGAGACUAUGAAGACAGGUACUUUAAACUAAGGUUGCCAAUUCUUAACACUACAUUUGGAAUUACCGAAAACUGUCUCUAUUUUAGAUUACUUGGCGACUAUAUUUUACACCCUCGAACGAUAUUUCCUAUAGGAGACGCUAUGUGUGGAUCAAAACGCAAGCGAAGUAUCUCUCAAGAGCUUCUGGAAACAGAUGUCUAUCACGAAAAACUUGAAGAUAUCCACCAGAGAAGCAAGAGAAUUCCAAGAAACGUUGCCGAUUCAGGAUUGUGUAUAAGCUUCCGGAAUGAAUCACUUUUAAGUGGUUCCUAUACCUUUUUCGAAGUAUCGAAAACCAUUACUGUGUUUGGGAUACCCGUAAAGUUUUGUGCUGACGCUGUAGGUCACUAUAGUGUUGGCUACGAGGCAAGUCUUUGCAUAACAUGUAGGGUUUUUAAACUGGGGCUUAUCCCAGGGGCAUGGAUUACAGUAAGUGCUGGUGCAAGCGUACCUUUGUUACUUAUUGAAGCUGGUGUGACAAUUGAGGCAAAAUUGCUUGAGACGCGCCUUGUUCCACAGUUACGCGUAGAUUUCAGCGCGUGGCCACUUCAAGCCUGUGUUGAACUCAAGCUGAUUAUGACUCCGCUUAGUAUUAGAGUGUACCUUUGGUACAGACUUUUUACCAUUCAGAGUAUCAAAGUCUAUCUAUUUGGUAUUGACAUCAAGUUCGGUUGGGGAAAAAAGAAAACUUUUAAAGAGUGGAUUUGGUCAGCACCGCAGAUAGAUAGAAUCCUGUUCAUUAAAUGUAGCACGAAAGCAGACAGAACGCCACCAGUAGCAGGAUCAUGCGCGGCCAAACAGGCGGCGGAGAGAAAAUAUAUAGUACACUGGCAUGGCUUUCACGAAGAUAGUAAAAUCGCAACUUAUCACGUCCGCAUUGGAUCGAUAGAAGGAAGUGAUGAUUACUACUCUGUUUCGGUUGGCACAUCUUUGAGCCAUACUAUCGAGAAUCUUUCAAUAGUGGAAGGCAGAAACGUGUAUGUGAGUGUCCUGGCAACAAAUGAUGAAGGGCUUAAUAGUCCUUUUGCUCAUUGUCCAGUAUUCCAAGCAAGGCGAAAGGGGCCACAGAUUGCUUACGUCCACGAUGGUGCGGUAGCUGGAACUGAUUCUGAUUACCAACAUGAUGUCUUUUCCCUAGGGAUGAAUUUCGCAAUUAAGAGCGAUUUCACGGAGAUUAUUAACCUAAGAUGGGGAGUUUCCUCGCAGCCGUCGUGUCACUUCGAUGACUCCGAGACAAACGUUGUUCCAUUAACACCCCUCGGUGAUUCUAACGCAAUUCAUGUAUCUGGUUUAAGUCUUCAACAUGGAAGUAAGUACUUUACUCGCUUGUUUGCAAUGGACAAGUUUGGACUAAAGACAGUUUUAUGUAGCGAUGGUGUCUUAAUAGACACUACUCCGCCAAUACCAGUAUCUUUUCAAGACGGUGAUGGAGAUAAGGAUGCCAAAUUCCUUGCAUCCCUAAGACGUGUGCGUGGCAAGUUUGAACCCUUUAUUGACCCCGAGAGCCCUAUUGUGAAGUAUGAAUGGAAGGUUGUUAAUAAUGUCUCUGAUAAAGAUGUAACCUCGUUUAUUGGAAUACCCCUCACACAAAGAACAGUGCUCAUAGAAGGCCUUUCUCUUGAAGCAGGCACACCUUACAGACUUAUACUUCGUGGAAGUAAUGCAGCGGGUCUUCAAUCAGUUACUCAAACAGAUGGAUUUAUACCAGAUGUUACAUCUCCACUUUGCGAAGGAACCGUGAUUGACAUAAGUGACAUUGCCGACACGUUUGACUUAGAUUUUGUAAAAGGGUUAGACAGUAUCCAAGCAAAGUGGAAAUGCUUUGACCGUGAAAGUGACAUCAACUACCAGCUUCUGGGUAUCGGAACGUAUCCUGGAGGCGAUGACAUUAAAGCGUUUCAAGAUGUCAGGUUUCUGUUGCAAGCCUCAACGGAGACUGGAAUGUUCUACGUUAAAUAUUCCAACAUAAUUAUUCUUCCAAGGGUUAGAUAUCAUGUUACCGUAAAAAUUAUCAAUGGCGCGGGUCUAAAGAAGACGAUCUCUUCGGACGGCAUUUCGAUUGACAUUACUCCGCCAACAGUUGCUCCCGAAUACAUCAGAGACGGACAUAAAGGAGGGGACAAAAACUUUACUAGUGAGCGUUUUGUAUUUAAAGCACACUGGGAGCAAGCCUUCGCUGACGCUGAAAGUGGCGUAGUAGAAUAUCAUGUUGGACUAGGUACAGCACCUGGGACAACAGAUAUAAAAUCAUUCUAUACGAUAGCCUCGCCAAAUGUGACAAUAACAGGAUUGUUUCUAGAAAAUGGUCGACGCUACUACGUCACUGUUGUGGGCUGCAAUAGAGUGGGGAUGUGUGCCAACGCAAGUAGCAACGGAGCCACUGUUGACUUUGCCCCUCCUCACACCGGACUAGUAAUCACGGGCCUAACAGGCCCUCCAGUCUUGUACCAGUGGAUAACAAACUCAGUUUGGGCCCGAUGGAAAUGGUGUUCGGCGGAUGAAAAAAGGAUUUUCACCAUUCUUAAUUCUAGCCAAUGUUCCAACGACAGCUUCUUUGAUAUAGACAGUGGGAUAGCCAUGUUUGGUAUGUCAGUAAUAUCUCAAAAAGCUGACCAGCUGAUCUUACCUUUUAAGUUGACCGGACGCCAAAGAUAUAGCGGUCUCACUGUUGAUCUCAAUGAUGGCGUUUACUCAGUAGCCAUCGAAGCCAAGGACAAAGCAGGUGUUACUUCGCGUGCUCUUUCGAACUCCUUUAUUGUCGAUAGCAGUCCUCCAUUAAUAACACUCGUUCAGCAUGGUCAUUUUGGAGAAAAAGUGCGAUAUGUAAACUCGUCAGUCAUAACUUUUCGGUCUUUCUUCAUGGUCGAAGACGAUCUUUCCGUAAUAACCUCUUACAAAAUUGGUGUUGGAAGCUUUUCUGGUGCUGAUGACGUCUUACGAUUUGUGACUAUCAACCUACAACAUUCCCCUUCAUCACUCCAAGCAAACUGGACAUCCUUAAAAACAACGACCGUAGAAAAUAGCAAACUAUAUUUUAUAACCAUACUGGUAAGGAACAGUGCUGGUCUCUUUACUGUUAGAUCAUCUCCCCCGCUGCUGUGUGACUUUGAAGCUCCAAAAGACGGAUUCGUAGUGGACGGAUGGGCUUCAAACGAUGCUGACUAUCAGAGCUUCCUUUCACUCUACCGAGCACACUGGUACGGAUUUACAGAUUUCUCGGGAAUUGAGACUGCUUACCUUGGGCUGUCUAGUGAAGCAAAUCUAGCUGUCUGCGAUGUGAAGGAGGAACAAGUAGUAUCACGUAACUCAGCCUUUCAUGUUUUAUCUGGACUAGCCUUGUUAUCGGGGAAGAGGUACUACGCAUGUCUCAGACUUGUAGAUAGGGCUGGGAAUGUGGCAAUUUUUCAUUCAAACGGUGUAAUCGUCGAUAGCAGCCCUCCGCUUCAAGGUGUCGUUUUUGAUGGAACCCCAGAUCAAGAGCUAGACGUACAGGUUGAGAGUUCCGUCCUCAGGGCUUCAUGGAAUAACUUUACCGAAAAGGAAACAAGGAUUGUUUCAUAUCAUCUUGCAUUUGGAUCGGUCCCGGGAGCGCAAGACAUUCAAAAGUUUACAAACGUAGGGCUCGUUAACAAAUCGUCAAGUACACGACUUAAGGUUCAAGAAUUAGCUACCGGUCAAAGGUAUUAUGCAACAGUUAUCGCCUUUAACGUACUCGGAAUGCCCAGCUUUAUGUCUUUUUCAAACGGAGUGCUAGUAGAUUUUACGCCACCGAUCUUUUUACAGCCAACAAGGGAUGGUGACGAUUCUAAAGUUGAUGAUAAUUACACAUCAGAGAAUUUUCUGAAGGCAACAUGGGUCUGUCAAGAUAGAGAGAGUAAUAUUUCAUCCAUUGACAUUAUCUUCGGUCAACAACCUGGGGAAGCAGACGUUAUGAGGUCAAGAAGUCUUUCAGUCUCACAAACGUCCUUUGUCAUCAGUCAGAAGCUAGAGCUCGGUCGCAGGUACUUUGCUACUGUUCGGUGUACAAACAAAGUUGGCCUCACAGUUGUUUCUUUCUCAGAUGGUAUCGUGUUUGAUAAUACGGCUCCAACUCCAGUUUACGUGAAAGAUGGUAGCUACCAAGUAUCAAACAGGACAUUAUUCUUGGCUUUUAAGUUUGUUGAUGCAGAAAGUGGUGUACACGCAUACAAAGUUCAAGUGUGGGGAGAGUCACCUAGCGCUCAUCUGGAUUCGAACGGCUUCUUCACGUUUGCUGGCAACGUUACCGCUCAUUAUAUUAACCUUCCUAAAGACCUUGACAGUGGAAAAAGAUAUUACGUCAACGUGACGGCUGUAAAUGGCGUUGGAUUGGAAGCAACAAAGCAGUCAGAUGGAUUUACUAUAGAUAUGACCCCUCCAGUAUGCUUGCAAGUGUGGGAUGGCAAUGGUGAUUUUCAAGAUGACCAGGAAUAUGCCCCCAGCUCCCACAGAUUUACGAUUUCUUGGGUGUGCUAUGACAACGAAACCCCUAUAGUGAGCUAUCGAUUUUCUGUUAAAGAUGUGAAUACACUGAAAUACGCAAUUCCAUUUCACGAGUUAAAAACUCGGCUAAACACAUCAGGAACAGCACUUAUCACUGGAGGAGGUCGAACAGCCAGUAAAUUAUUGGACGGCCAUAAUUAUGCAAGUGGAAUUGAGCUUCUUAAUGCUGUUGGUAUGAAAACGAUUUAUUGGACAAAUGGAGUCACGAUUGACAGCACACCUCCCAUAGUGACCAAGCUAAAGCUUACAUUCUAUCCCCAAGAUGACUUCCUGAAAGCUAGUUGGUUAGUGAUUGACAAGCAAAGUGACCUGCGGUCCGUAUCAUGGGGCCUUGGAACUACUCCAGGAAAAAACAACCUCAAGAACUACACUUUAUUGUUAACCCUAAGUGCAAACUUGUCCUUAUCAAGUGCUUCUUUCAAGCAGGGCAUCACCUGUUUUUUGAACCUACUGGCCAUAAACAAUGCUGGCUUAUCAAGUGAAAGUUCUUCAAACGCAGUAGUCGUGGAUCGCACUGCACCGAAUCCAGGUGUUGUGGCUGCACAUUACGCUUUUCCACCUAGUUAUGAUCGAAAAGGCAACAAAGUACCCAACUCCUCUCUUGUAGUAAGUUGGACGGGCUUUGCAGAUCCUGAAAGUGGAAUUAAGGAGACUAGCUGGGCCAUUGGAACAAACCAACAAAUGCUCCAAAAUAAUUCCCAUCUGUACACCAAAGUUGUCCCCAGCGAGUCGGUUGAUGGGGUAGUCGUACGAAAUCAUACACUUACGGCAAAUGAAACAUAUUUCGUCUGCGUGCGAGUAACAAAUGGUGCCGGUCUUCACAGAAUCGACUGUUCCGCUGGGAUGCUGAUCAUAUUGGGUCAACUCUCUGCCGGCGUUGUGAGUGACGGUCCAAUUUCUUCGGCCAACGACACUGACUUCCAGCUGGACGACAAAACAUUAUGGGUGCACUGGGAUGGAUUUAAGGACCCAGUGUAUGGUAUCUCGGGGUAUGAUUGGUGCAUCAGAGAUCAGCCGCCAAAUCCAUCUGGGUCAGGUAUGUGUAAGUGGCCCUUCAUGAAAGUUAGUCAUUUAGAAACAAAAGCUAACCGCUUUAACAACCUGACACUUUCACACGGGACCAAAUACUUUGUUACCGUAAAAGCUAAAAACAUCAGGGGUGAUGUCAUAAUGUCUUCUUCAGACGGCGUUGUCAUAGACCGGACACCUCCAGUAGGAAAAACACUCGACAUCUUACCAUCAUCGGGAAAAGAUACUUUAUAUAUAACAUCGCCAUCUGCCCCCGUAGUAACCUGGUCCAUUGAUGAUCCAGAGAGCGGAAUCAGCCACUUUGCACUUAGCGUUGGUAGCUUUCCAUUUCAAAGCGAUCUUUUAUCUAGUCAGUACCUAGACAGUCUGAGUCGUUUCUUAGAUUUAGACAAGGUUAAUUUUACAAUGUAUGAAGGUUUAUCAUUCUAUGUUACCGUUACUGCUGUCAACAUGGUUGGUUUGGACACCGCUCUUGUUUCCCAACAAGUCGUAGUGGACUGGACACCACCGGAGUUGGGAACGAUUUCGGACGGCAACCUUACCAGUCACUUGUUUCAAGAAUUUAUAGACAUUGAUUACCAAAGAGAGAAAAAGCAGCUGUUUUCCAAGUGGGCUGAAUUUCAAGAUUCUGAAAGUGAUGUUAUAGAAUACAACUGGUGCGUGGGGACAUCACAGGGUAAGAAAUCUUUUCUAGUUUGUAAAUAAAAGUUAAUUCGACAGGCCUGUUUCUCGAAAGUCUUGGUAAGAGUCGCAAAAAAAAGAUUUAUUCCCAAAAAUUUAGCAGGAUACAUUUCGUUUAAAUUUGAAGUACAUCGCAUGAAUUUCAAGAUCAAAACAGUUCGUGAGACAAAUAAUACGCUCACAAAAUAUCUUACUGGACCCGAACCGUUAUUGCGACUUCUGAUAUCCUCUGAAUCAUUUUAAGAGAUCCUUGGUUUGUCUCUUCUUUACAGACAAGUGGCUUUUCGAACGGUGAGCUAUCUUAGAAUGCACUUUUGCAAGAACAUUUUGUAGGUCAGCUAUAUUUAAAGUCUUCUGGGCUAUCGACCGUCCUUUUAAAAAAGAGUUCGAAUCUUUAAGGUAGGCGUCACUAAAACUGACAGCAUGAAAGAAAAAAAUGCGACUAGAUUAAGUUUGUGGGGAGUUCGAGUUAGCUCAUAAGAAAUGACCAAGAAAAUGUGGCCAAAUCAGAGGGAGAUAGGAUCUUGUUCGUUUUAUCCAGGAUUUCGGGCUUUAACCGAGUUCGAGUUGAAGAGGUUCUAUUGUAUUGCUAAAUUUUACACUCAGUUAAGCAUCAUUGUCCUACGAAUUUCCCGGAGAGUAUUUUCACUGAAGGUUCCUGAUUUUCCCGUUUUCUUUUCAGGCAUUUGCAAUGUUAAAAGCAUGACUUCUGUAAAUCUUCUCACUGAAGUAGAAACCUCUGUCGUUCCUCAAGAGGGUGUACAAUAUUUUGUCACUGUAGAAGCAAUCAAUGGUGCUGGUCUCAAAAAAAUAGUGUCGUCUGAUGGCAUAUUUGUUGAUAAGUCUCCACCUGUGAUAGAAGGAGUUUAUCACGGCAUUGAAAGAGAAGAAACCGAAGUAGCGCAUGCCAUUUCGCAGGACGAUGGUCAAUGUUUAACGUUCUAUUGGGACACACCGUAUGACAUGGACAGUGGAAUUUCAAGUAUUCAGUGGUGCGCGGGUACGACCAAUAACUCGUGCGACGUCGUUCCUUCGACUUUCGUAGAUCGAAAAGAUACGUCUGUGAAGCACUGCAUAUCUAAAGCACUGGAUUCUGGUACAACUGUCUUUAUAAUGGUAGCAUUAAGGAAUGGCGCCGGAAUCAAUAAGCAAGUCGUCUCUUCACCCCUUCUUAUUGAUUCCACUCCACCAACAACAGGGAAAGUCAUCGUAGGAAAUACUGUCGGCACAAAGUAUUUCAAGAAGAAUGAUUUUAUUACAGCUCAAUGGAGUGGAUUCUCUGACCCUGAGAGUACUUUGCGCUACUUCGACUGGUCUAUUUGUCAAACAAGCGUGAAAGGCAAAUGUGUUACUCCGUUUGUGAACGUAGGGCUCAAGACUAGUAUAAAGAUUGAUUCACAAGGUCUUACAUAUGGUGUGUCGCUUACUUUAAUUGUUCGUGCAUUUAAUAAAGUUGGACUUUUCAGUGAAGUUGUCUCUAACCAGUUCAUACUAGACGGUACUAAGCCGUCUGCUGGAACAGUAUCUGACGGAUUGAAGAGAAACAAGGACAUAGAAUUUCAAAGUUCUACCACUCAACUCUCUGCUAAUUGGUCACCAUUCACUGAUAGUGAUAGUAAUAUUGCUGAGUAUAAAAUAUGUGCAGGAAGAAAAGCAGGAAAAUGCGACGAGAGUGACUUCGUUGUUGUCGGCAUUAACCUCACAGGUACCAUAAACGGAUUAAGCUUGGAGCAUAAUAAAAAUUACUUCGUGACCGUGCAAGCAACGAGCUAUUCAGGUUACGUCACAACGGUAACCUCCAAUGGAGUCAGAGUUGACAGCACGCCGCCUGUUAGAGGAGACGUCAGAGACGGAAAAACACUUGCAGACAUCGACUAUCAGGCAGAUGACACAUACAUCUUUGCAAACUGGGACGCCUUCCAUGAUUUAGAAUCAGAUGUUAUUAAGUACACAUGGUGUGCAGGAACACAAAAAGGUCUCUGUGACGUCGUUAUGGAAACCAGUGUGGGAGAUCGCACCAGUGUUGGACAGCAGAUAACACCUCCAUUACCAGCAGGAAUAAAAAUAUUCGUUACUGUUAGAGCUUUUAACAAAGCAGGCGCAUCGACUUCUGCAUCCUCGGAUGGAUUCGAAAUCGACAAUACUGCUCCACUUCUCUUGGAGGUAACUUAGCUUCAUUUACAUUGAUCCUUUCUCAUAGGUUUGCAUCUGCAAAAAAAUCGUGUUAGUAAUUUCUAAUUUGUCGUUGCAGGUUUCGUUUGACUCUUAUCUAAUCCAACAUUCCCGCCAAGGGUAGACACUUGGUGUGGGCUCUUCUGAUAAUUUACUGUUUUCCGAUAAAAUAAAGAACAAUCAUUUCUUCUUGCCCUUUUCAUUAUUUCAACAGGUAUUUGACCUGCAGCAGACAUUGCGUGAUAAUGACAUUGAUUUCCUAACCGCUAAAGAUGGGUAUUGCGUUGGAUGGGAUGUUAUGGAUACUGAGAGUGGCAUUCUAACGAGUGAGUUGUCCAUUUGUUCCGAUGUAAAUGCCAACGACUGUUUGCUUCAAAGCUUUCAUGUCGGCAACAAGACGUCUUUGUGUAUAACUGAUAUGGAAUUCAAAGAAGGCGUUAAAUAUAGGUCGAAAAUCCGCGUCUUUAAUACCGCUAGACUUUCUACCGAGCUUCUCUCAGAUGGAUUUGUAGUAGACACUACUGCUCCCCUGAUGGGUGAAAUAACAUUUCUUGAUAAGUCACGCGUAUUCUUGGAUAGUGCUGAAGAAACUUUCUCACACGCCGAAAUUGCUGUCCAAUGGCACGGAUUCACGGACCAACAAAGUGGCAUUAGGACCUUCUACAUUUGCGUGGGAAAUCGGUCAGGGGAAUGCAACAUCAAAAAUUUCACUGACGUGGGAAAUGCCACUUCGUUUUCCUUUAAAGACUUGCUGCUAAUUCAAGGGGAGACGUACUUUGUUUCUGUGAAGGCAGAAAAUCGAGCUGGAAUGCCGAGCGACCUGACGACAUCUGACGGGGUCAUUGUCGACAAGACAGGUACCAAUUAGUACAGUUUUCUAGUUGAACAUAAUUAUUUAAUGUUUUUCGAUAGGAGAAAUGCUGCAAGAUUAUAUUUCGUCUGAAAAGACAGACAUAAUUCUGCUAACCUUCUCAAUGGUCGUGAUUCCAGCGCGGAAGAAAACAGAGAGAGAUGCUAAAUGUAUAAACAACGGGCAAAUAGAUGCGUUAAACAAAGGCAUUCAGCGAAGUGACACACUGGCCUUUUUAAAAGGAGAGUGAAAAGGCACGUCUGAUUCAAAGUUUUCUUUUGUUAAUAUCGAACGGUCAAACAAAGGUGCAUAACAAAACGAACAAUAUAUUGCGUCUACUUCUGUAUCGAAAUGACCAACCAACGAGAAAAGUAACACUCUGCUUAGCAGAUUUAAUCAACAAACAAACCGCAUAUGUAAACCAAUGGGGUGCUCUUGACAAGUCGAAGAACUGUAAUUUCGGUCGUGCCAUUAAACGCUGUACCUGCAAAGUUACGCGACUUUUGACAGUCUCAUAAAAAAAUUUUGGUGCACCUGUGGACACUAAUCGCUAAGUUCGUGAGGGUCCUGUGCUGAUUUGUUAACAAUUAGUUCAUGCGUCAGCGUGCGUAUGUCGAGAUAUUGAGCACGCGGGAAGUUUGGAGAGCACGAAAGAGGCGUAAGAGUUGCACGAGGCGCAGCCGAGUGCAACUCUAGCCUCUUGAGUGCUCUCCAAACUUCCCAAGUGCUCAAUAUCUCGACAUACACACAGCUGCAGCAUGAACUAAUUGUUUUAUAACAUUAUCAAAGCGAUCAAUGCAGCAGUUAACUGAAAAUUUUAUUAUUGAAGGGCGCGCUCAAAGCAGUACGCGUCAAUGUUUACGUGAAUAUAUCUUUUUUCCUCACAGUUAAUCUUAUGUUUUUAUCCUGAAACUGAGAGAAAGUGUACUCUAAAAUGAUUGUAAAAUCCAUAUUUAGGUGCCGGAAAACUAUUAAUUUACCGAAAAAUUGUUAUUGAGAGAAAACAACUUUGCAAAGAAUGAGCUCACGCCAUAGCCCGCACAGCUCGCGGAGAUGACAACAACAACAACAACACUCACCUCUUUUCCUUACUAUCGGUUAACAAAUUCAAACGUUUCCUCCUAAAUUUCUUUACAAAACACAUGGUAAACGCUUCAUUGUCUAUUGCUGAGUUAUGGAUGCACUCAAGAGACUCAGGAUUGCUAAGCUCACAACAACUCGAGGAAUUACGAAUAGUUUAUUGACGUCAUCAGCGUGCUCAAUAGGAAUAUGAAGCACGCUCGCGCUAUUGAAUUUGAUUAGGCGAAUUUUCUAGCUAUGUUAUAAUAUAUUUUAGCGAAUAAGAUGGGGAGGGAGUGCAAACUGUCGGUGAAAAAGCGAGAUGUGGAGGCCCAAAACAAAAAAAUAUAUAUCGCCACUUUUCCGCUCUCAGCCGUCGGAGGAAUGUGUACUCUUCAGAUUUUUUCCGACAUCAUGAAACAAUUUGACGACCUCUCGAACUCGUUAAUCGUUGUCGACGAUGGAAUAGACUAUAAGCAGUUUACUCCCUUUCUUUGUUCCAGUGACUUUCACCGUUUUUGACCGGUUUUUUGACAAGCCCUGUUCCUUCACUAAAACGUAUUUUCUAAAGAAUGAUUUUUAUUUCUUCACCGUUUUUCAUCAACUUUAUAAAUUAAUUUACUAGAGCACCACAAAACUAGUUUAAAGGCAAUUCGAAACUCACUUUGUCGCAUGUACGUCGCGCUACGUACUGUUCUUUUGUACGGUCCUUAAUGGUCCUUCAACACAAUUAUCAGAUAACGUGUAAGUAGUUGAUCGCAAAGACCUACAGUAAUUCCCUUUUGCGUUGUAAAAAAAGGAAAAGGAAGCAACGUUCACCAUGUAAAAGUCUUUGCACGGCCAAGGGCAAAACCAUGGGGCUCACAUCCGCGGGAAUUUACAAAGGCUCAAAAUCUCUUUGCCACGCGAAGUGUAAAUACUGUAAAUUUUUCGGAGCUUAAACCAGACAAACGUCGCAUAUCUCGCGCAUGUUGCACAUAAAGCGUGAAGUAUAGCACACUGCCCCAGACAAAAUAUUUACUGGCGAAAACAAAGCUGCAGUGAUGGCUGAUCGUCGUGGCUUUGUAUUAAAAACCCGAGAAAAGUCAUCUUAUUUUGAUUAUUAGUCUUUUCUUUAUCACUUUAAUCCAAAGGACCUUUCAAUGGGGAAGUUAUACUAGAUGGAAGUGAAGAGGGCGUGGACAUUGACUUUCAAGAAAGCAGAACCAGUUUAACAGCUCACUGGAAUGCCUUUCAAGACCUAGAAAGUGACGUUACUAAAGUCACAUGGUGCGCGGGAUUGUCUGCAGGUGCUUGUGAUGUUGUCAAAGAAACGUUACUGCAUCCAGAGAGCAUUUUUGUCCAUAAAGUCCUGACACGCCCGAUGAUGAGUGGUCAGAAGUACUUCAUGACGGUAACAGCAACCAACGGCGCCGGGGUUACAACGUCAAUUACAUCGGAUGGCGUUAUGAUUGACGAUACACCACCAUUGACUGGUACCGUGAUUGAUGGUACUGAAUCAGAUUUGGAUUAUCUUGAUGGCGAGAAUGAUGUCAGUGCACGGUGGUUUGGCUUUAGGGACUUUGAGUCUGGCAUUGACUAUUACCAGGUCGCCUUAUGUGACACACGGAAUCUGUCCUUCUGCCCUCAGCCAUUAACUGAAGUAGGAAAAACAAGCAACGUUACCAUCACAGGUAAAAGUUGUCGCGAGAAAUACGUUUACGUUGACUACCUUCAAUGGCUUAGUCUAAUUUUAACCUCCUUGGGUUCAGAAGUUAAUAUAUUUAGUUCCUAUUAGGAAAUAGUCUGUUGUAAUAACUGAAUUGAUUGUGUGAAUAUCCUCUUAGAUGGCCUAUUGUAACUUUGUUGGCCAAAAAAUUAAUGAAUUAAGUUAAUGUCAGAACGAAGAGAACGUCCCAACAAGAAAGCAGAAAACAAAAGCAGUAGAUGCCUACUGAUAUCAUUGCAACAACAAACAAAGUAAUUUGCUGGUCAUUAUAAAUUAGUGAUCGCAAAGGCCGAGGUAAAUCGUUAUUUCUAUGAACAUAUUAGCACCCGUCUUUAGUUUACUUCCUUUCUCGACAGGUCUUGAUCUUCAAGGUGGCGUACAUUAUAGGUUUAUCAUUAGGACAGUGAAUCUCGCCGGGACUAAAGUUGACGGUUUCUCCAACGGAUUCACAGUUGAUUUCACUCCUCCAAUUAUCAGCAAAGCUUGGAUUGGAGAUAAUACAAGGAACGUUAUUUACCAUGGAGAUUCUAACCGGAUUACUGUCAGGUAAAGACAAAUUUUUUUGUGACCCGCAUCAUGUCUACCGUUGAAAACGACAAAAAAGAUUUUGCUCAACAUCAGGCGUCUAAAAAAAUAGUUAGAAAAUAAUACGGAGAUCACUGCGAAGAUAACAAGCAGAAAUUUGACGAGGACUUCAAGAAACUUAAGCAGACGAUUUGAGAGAGAAGAAUGCAGUUUAAAAGUAUUUGAGUAAACUUCGAACAAUUUGAAGAAGGCCUAACUGUUAAAGUCAAAAACAUAGGCUGGAAAUGCAUGGCUAUUAUUUUUCUCUUAAGCAUACGGCAUUAUUUUCAACCGUGUGAAUUAAGCUGACUACUUCUGGGGCAAGAAGCGAUAAGUUUCAUAACGGAACGGAAUGAGGUACAUAUAGCAUAUUCAGCCUAAAAUAGAUAUUUACUUUACUAUUUAUUGCAGCUGGACUCCAUUUAUCGACCUCGAAAGUGGUGUAGAUAAAUAUGAAGUGUGCUUAAGUUCUUCUAUUCAAAAUUGUUCAGUCGCGACGUUCAUUAACGUCGGACUUAACACAAGUUGUACAAUAGAUGGAUUGCAGCUUACCCAUGGCAGAACCUAUUUCGCUGUUGUAAAAAGUACCAACAAAAUCGGAAUGUCAUCAGAGACGACGACUGAUGGGGCUUUGAUCGAUCUUACGCCACCUUCUUUGAAAGAAAAUAAAAUCUCGGUUGAAAUUCCUACCUCAAAACAAGACUCUGUGUUACAAAUGAACGACUCUUUCUCUCGCGUACUCCUAAAAUGCUCCGAAGAAAAGGUGACGUCUAGCUGGGAUGAAUUCGAAGACCUGGAGAGUGGAUUGGUAGGAUACAACUGGUGUGUGGGAACAGCAAGGACCCUAUGUGACGUGAUAUCUUUGAGGUCUGUGGGGCAGCAAACAAGUGGCAAUGCGAUCAUCAACAAACUUCACUCUGGCCUUACACUUUUUUCGACUGUGUAUGCUGUAAAUGGGGCUGAACGAAGACAACAAAUUAUAUCCGACCCUUGCACAGUGAUUACAGAGGCACCAAAGCUAGUCAAAGUUAUCGACAUCCCAAGAUCUAACAGAGUUGAUCACAUGGACAUUGACUGGACAGCUAAUAGCCAAGGCUUAUCACUUAGCUGGCAUGUCAUCGGGAAAUAUCUCGACGAUCUGCCACGUUUACGCGUCCAAGUAGCAAUCACGACACUUUCCACUAAACUUUCCGCGCCUCGCCUUAUAGGAAAACUGUCGUGGAACGGAGAGCUUCUUAAACAGCCAUACAUGGACAUACUGCCGUGGCGACAGAAUGUUACCAUUGACAGUGUCACCCUGCAGCCUUGGAACCGUUAUCGUGGUAUCGUGAGGGUCUGGAACGAAGGAGAUAUCUAUUCCGAGGCUGCAAGUGAUGGAGUGCGAAUCGAGCCAAGUCCUCCUCCAGUGCGCACCCUAAAAAUCUGUGACAAAGCUGCUGAAAAUGAACAUUUACGCUGGUGGCCAAAUCUUAGGCUAUCUCCUCUCAACGGGAGUAUGGCCCUUCUGGGUAUCAAGUACAUCUCGUCUCCGAAAGAUUUAGAGCUGAUGAUUAGCAAUAGUGUAUCAAAUACGACGCUUAACCAAACCGAUUACGGUUUUGAUCACGGUAUGUUUAGCCCAACAACAGCAUUUAAAAUUAUCGUUAAGAGAUCAUCAAGUGGUUUAAAUAAUACAAAUACGACAUUCCAGGAAAGGAUAAUGAAAGUAAUUCCCGGUGUUGCUAACUCAGAAGGUCCGUGCUGUACCAGCAGGUUUUCCAUCCCAUCAAAUUUCUUCAGUGACACACACUUAAAACCUGUUUUACCAGCCGAGGACUUUGGAGUCUCUGUUGCUAUUUUACCAAAUGACCAGGUAGCCAUUGGAAGUAAAGAUAAGAUUGUUAUACAGUCACUUAAAAGUCAAACUGAUAGUCAUUCUAUUCUAGUGGAAAACGCAUCAGAUCCUUCUGUAAAAGGAAAGAUAGCCUCGCGUGAAAACAUAACGGGUUUUCUUUUAAAUGACAGAGUCGUCCUAUAUGAACAUAAAAGUGGUAAUAUCAAAUUGAGAAAGACCAUCGAAAUAGGAAAAUGCAAAACCGUUUCACAAUCGAAUUGCUCAGGAAACGAAACAUGGGCAGAUGCAGUAGGUCAAGAAUUUGCUGUCACUACGCACGCUGUUGCAGUUACCGGAAUUAUGUCAGGUUCAAAGAACAGUGUUGUGGCGGUUUUCCGAGAGGACGCUGACGUAUGGAUGUUUGCUCAAGUACUUGGCGUCGAAAAGAAAGAUCCCCUUUUUGGACAGUCUAUAGCUUUAAAUGAACGGUUAAUGGCAGUAGCUACAGGAGAUGGAAAGAAUUGCUGUGUUGUAAUUUAUUCUAUAACAACACUGUUUCUCCGACACACCAUCUGCCUAGCUUUGCCUUCAAACCACACACCACCGUUGUCUUUGUACCUCACUGAGACUGACGCCCUUGUGGUUCUGUCAAAGACCGCAAGGCUGUUUCAAGUUUUCCAACUGAACUCCACAUUAACUUCCCACCACGUGGUCUGCACAUACAGUGCGUGGGACUACAAGGAGGGGCUGAGUGGGCAUUUCGAUGUAAACGCCCGAGAAGACGGUUUCGUUGCUGCCCUUGGUGUCCAAAUUAAGGAUGGCAGUCAGGGAGUCCAGCUUCUUGGAUUCCAAGGAAUUUACUCCAAAGACCCUUCACAUGGAGUACCCUUUGAAUGUAUCAAUCUAGGAAAGGUGCUUGCGAGAGACAGCAGAUCACAACCCGAUAGACAAAAUCCUCGAACAUCAGUGGCAUUCAAAGGAAACACUAUUCUAUUUGGAGUACCUGGCUACCUUACAUGGCCUAAAAAUGAUCACUGGUUGAGCACAGGGAGAGUAUUUAUAGCAACUUACUGUCGCUCAGAUCAUUUCCGCAGUAGAGUGUCUGCCUUUCAAAGUUUACGCCCUAUGUCUUGCUUACCUUGCAAACAGGGAAGAAAAUCGUUCGGAGGCUUUACUGAAACUUGCUCAGAUUGCACGGCAAAACAAUGUCCUUCAUCCAAUGACCCUUACAUAUUGACAUCAGGUAUCUGUGACAAUGUGUCUUGUGUUUCUAAAACACUCGUCGCAAACGACAGCAAUGGAGUUGACAUUCACCUUAACAGUGACUCAUUCUUUGUUCCUGGGCCAAAAAACGUCUACUCUAUCGAAGUUCUUGAAACUACACGAGUCAAUCUAUCAACUAGCUGUACUUCAGAAUCGUUUGUUAUUGACUCAACAGCUCCUGAAGUUGGAGCUGUUUACGAUGGUCUUGGCAGUGACCAAAACUUGAACUGUUCCGACAACUCAACGUUUGGUGAAAACAGCCAGUGUUCCACUCGCGAUUUUGAAGACACAGAUGUAGAUUUCACCAACAACACGCGAGAGAUCCACGCCAGAUGGAUUGAUUUCCUGGAUAACCAAAGUGGCAUAGCUGAGUAUUUUUGGUGUGUUGGGUCACAGCCAAUGACAGACAACAUCAAAGAAUGCGAAAGCACGGGAUUAAGACCAAACGGCAGCCACUAUGGCGUUAGUUUAGAACACGGCGAUUUUUAUUACGUUACAGUUGUCGCCUGCAAUGGAGCCCACAGAUGUUCAGCGGCACACAGCGAUGGGGUUACAAUUGAUAUCACGCCACCCGUAAUGAAUUACGUUCGAGAUGGAGUCAUGGGACCAGAUAUGGAUUAUCAGGUAAAAAUAUAAUUUCAAUUGUACACUAUGUGGAUUGAUAAUGCUACGUGUCGAAAUUGUGGAAAAAAUUUCUACCGGACUGGGGAUUGUAGUUUUGGACAUGAACUCAAAGAAAAAUUUACGAAAAGAAAAAAAAAACAACUGUGGCGAGGGUUAAAAAAAAAAAAUGACGAAAAUCCUUUGAGGUUAUGCCCGGUACAGCAAAAAGGAAUAACUUAAAUGAAUAAUUGUGAAAAAGGCAAGGCAAGACGUCAAGGUCAUCUUUGACUUCCUUAUAUUUCAACCUUGUUUUCUUAUUGUCUUUUUAACGUGGUUUUGAUUUACGGCUUCUUCUGUUAAAAAUCCAAAAUUCUUCUCCUUAAAUAAGAGAAUUGUUCGUUUUUAAGUCAUCUUUUCGCACUUGAAAACUUAUGAAAAGCUUCAAAAAUUUUGCUCCUCAGUUAUAAAGAAAAUGAUGAAGGGUGAUAUAAAACAGGCACGAUUGUUAUGUUUUACAGGUAUUUGUUGAUAUCAUUUUCGCGUACUUUUGGGCGAGUGACCUAGACAGUGGAGUGACGUCAUAUGAAAUUGCUUGGGGUACUGCACCAAAUUUAACGGAUAUAUCAGACUUUGAAGAGGUCGUCAACACUACGGUCUGGCGCGCACGACUCGAAGACGAUGUACUUAAAGUAGGGGAAAGUUACUACGCCACCGUAAGAGCUACAAAUGGGGCUGGUUUGCUCUCAGAAAGCCUAUCCUCCGAUGGAAUUAUAGUCGGUAAAACUGAAUUUAUCUUCGAUAACACAUCGACAGGAUCCUUCUUCUUCGAUACAGUAAACAUUAAUGACGAUGGGACGCGAAAGGAUAAUGGCGUGGGUCAGACAUAUGGAACAUUGACUGUCCCCGAGGGCGCUGUUAAAGGAGAAGUGAAGUUGAGAUGUUACAGUCUGGAUGAAAUGGCACUGAGCAAAAACAAGACGGCAGAGGGUCCUGUGAGCCAUCCAGCAAAGACCAAACCAAAGGUAUGAAUAACUAAUAAGAAGGCAACCGUGUUACUUUUUACCUCCAAACGUCGUUUUGUGUCCAUUUGCGUUGUGAUGAAGCACUAAAACUCUCAGCAUAGUUUUUGUGUCAACCUAAAUUGCGUUAUCGCAUUAUUACUUUACAGAUGCCGGUUGGGAAUUUAAAAAGAGGCGCAAUUAGUGGGAUCGUGUUCAAAACCAACGAUAAUUGUUGCCAUAAUCACUGAUUAAAAUGAUCUAAUUUCAAAUUUAUAUAAUGUAGAAAACAAAUUCUAAAUUUCUUUUCUUUGUAAAACACUGGUUGGUAUCCAAUAAGGGAAACUAAAUGUCUGCUAAGGCGGUAACUCUAACAGUGAAAGGAGCUUCUAAAGAAAAUGAUAGCUUCGCGCGUCACCCCUUUUACGACAGUGUGAAAACUAUUGAGAUGUUUAACAUGUCCUUUUCUUUGCAACAGCAAUUCCUACUUGGAAACUACAGUUUCCAGAUAAAAGCGUUAGAUCCACUGACAAACACUGUUCAAGAAGGGUAUCGAUUUGACAAGCCCAUUAAAGUCGAUAUGUUUUACGACGUUGCUAACCUGGUGAGAGCUAAUGAAAAGUACGUCAACAAAGAACUCACCGAGGAAGAUGUGGAACCUGUGUUGUAUCUGUGGGAUCCAGAUAAUCACACCUGGUAAGACAUUUAAAUAGUUCAAACUGCAUGAGGCCACAGAGAACUGCUUUGCUUUGAUGACACAGUCACUUGAAUACCAAUAUUAUCUCAAGACUGAAGUACAGUUAUUUUCGUGAGGCCAACAUCAUUUUUCUCGGUACACACUUCCAAAAAUUGUAAACCAGGCAAUUCAAGCUGCAAGAAAAAAAGUGCGUUUUCAGUUAAAUAGUUUUCUUUUCCACAUUGAAGGAAGUAUACUUAAAUAAAUACAAUGUAGCGGGUCAACUGUAACUCAUGAUUUAUAUAAAUUACUGAGUAAGGGGCUGUUUACAAGAAGGAACAAAGAUCCUAGAACCAGGAAGAUCCUAGAAGGCGGUACAACUUUUCGUUGGGUUUACUUGCAGAAAUUUCGGUCCGUGUGGUUAUCAGUAGACAAGGAAUUAAAUAUUAAAGAUUACCCACUGAACGACCCGCCGCCAUUUUUGUGUGCUUUGUCCCUAGUAGUAGGAUCUUCCUAGCGAAAGCAGUUUACAUGAUGCUAGGAUCUUCCUAUCUCUUAGCUGGGAAGAUCCUAGCGCUAGGGACAAGUUCAACUUUUUGUAUGUAAACUGAAUUCAGAAAACAUAUGGCGUAAGAUGAUCCGCCUUCUAGGGUCAUCCUGGUGCUAGGAUCUUCCUCCCUCCAAGCAAACAGCCCCUAAGAAGUUGGAUGUUAAAAGUGAACAUCGUUUCAUGAAAUGUGCAAAUCGACGCUGAAGAAUUACGGAGAUUUUUACCAAUGAACUCUAUCUCAACAGGCUCAUGACUAAAGCCGUGAUACUAAUGGCAAAUCUAACGUAGCUAAAUACAAAUGAAAAGUUUGCCAAAAAAAGCCAAAACAUUCACACAAAGUGGACAUUUAUUUGGGUUUCCUUCUAUUUCUCUGGUUCUCGUUAUAGGUUUGAUGCAGCCCUAACUUGUCCAGAACCUUGGAGUCACGUUAACCAUUCCAUUAAGUUGUUGGAAGUAAACGUUUGCCACUUGACGCAGUUCGCGUUCUUCUGGACCUUCACUCUGAAACACGGCUUCAUUUUGUUUGAAAAAAAUACUUCAAGUAAGUGCUUUAGCAUUUAUUCUGAAGAAAAACACGAAACGUCCAGAGAAUUACUAGGGGCAAAUUUUCGAAUAUUUUCUUAAGAGUCUAAAAAGGCUGCGCGAGAGACUGCAUUCAAGUACACUGCCAAGGUUUAAAAUGUCUAUUUGGGUUACAAAAGAAGAAUUUAAUACACAUACCAAAGGUUUACAUUACAUGACCGUGAAGUGUUACCACUUCAAAAGUUAAGUAAAAGCUUUUCCUCUCUUUUUGCAGUUUAUGAUUCGGAUAGAGGUAUCAGAGUCAAACGGGCGCAAACGGUUACCGAACUAGAAAUUCCUCUUCGUCGCUCCAAAGGUUCCAUGGGCAACAUCACAGUACAGUGGUCCCUGUAUCAUAAUGAUUCCAGCCGCAAAAUUGACCUUAUAUGGCCAUCAUCCGGGAAAUUGUUCAUAAAGGAUGGUCAAUGGAAUGAUUCGAUUACACUGAAUAUUGCCAGUGAUGAAUGGGGAAUGCCCGAGAGCGUGAUCUGGAUUGCGCUUGAUAAUGCAACUGGCGGGGCCCUACUGGCAUCGAAGGAUGAAACCACCGCAAAGAUCAUAAUACUUCCCACCGCGUGGCACAGUGACGGGAAACGGAAAAUAACUGCAGCAAUGGUAGUGGGUCUGUGCGUGGCUACAGUGGUCGUACUUGUGGCUGUCUCUUGUUGUAUCUUUUUCUACAAACAUUCAAAAAGGUACAUUUGA
Molecule: messenger RNA, 25585 nt
Organism: Porites lobata
Lineage: Eukaryota; Metazoa; Cnidaria; Anthozoa; Scleractinia; Poritidae
Source: the annotation of a GenBank genome assembly